Thyridium curvatum is the source of this 930-nucleotide messenger RNA. RefSeq lists its product as uncharacterized. The record is from RefSeq and is a predicted model, not a curated record. Gene Ontology annotation, molecular function: carbohydrate derivative binding; carbon-oxygen lyase activity. The transcript has 6 exons. Gene Ontology annotation, biological process: amino sugar catabolic process. Lineage: Eukaryota; Fungi; Ascomycota; Sordariomycetes; Thyridiales; Thyridiaceae. The coding region runs from base 1 to 930 and encodes 309 amino acids.
AUGGCUGUCACACUCGAUACCCUGCAGACGGAGCAGAAGAAUACGAAAACGGUCAACAUUGACGCAGUCGAUUCCUUGCGGAUAUGUCAAAUCAUCAAUGAGGAGGAUGCCACAGUCGCCAAAGCUGUCCAAAAAUGUCUACCCCAAGUGGCAGCCGUCAUUGACGCCAUCGUGCCGCGUUUAUUGAUGGGCGGUCGUGUCGUGUACACUGGUGCUGGUACUAGCGGGAGGCUAGGUAUACUGGAUGCAUCUGAGAUACCACCGACAUUCUCUGCACCGCCUGAGCAAUUUGUAGGCCUGAUCGCUGGUGGAGACCACGCGAUACGGAACGCUGUUGAAGGUGCUGAGGAUUCCGAAGAGCUUGGCCAGACCGAUCUUGAAGGCCUAUCACCGCCUCUCAACAAGGACGACGUUUUGAUAGGGAUUGCUUCGUCUGGUCGAACGCCGUACGUGCUUGGUGGCCUCAAGCACGCUCAAGCCGUAGGAGCAGUCACCGUUGGUCUAGCCUGUGUUUCUCCAAGCGCUCUCGAGGAGUGCUGCGAUAUUGUUAUCGAGUGCGUGACCGGCCCUGAGGUCGUCACUGGAAGCACUCGGUUGAAAGCUGGGACGGCGACUAAAAUGAUCUUGAACAUGAUAUCGACUGGAUCGCAGAUCCUGAUUGGUAAAACAUUUGGGAACUUGAUGGUGGACUUGAAAAUGUCCAACGAGAAACUCCGAGACCGAGCACGCCGAGUGGUCCGCUCCAUUGUCCCGUCCACCGCUGCACUAGAUGUGAACAACGAGGAGGUGCUCGAUGACAUCCUAGCCAAAUGUGACGGCCAAGUCAAGCUCGGCAUCCUCAUUGCUACAUUAGGCUGUAGCCCAGAGGAAGGUAGAAAGAAGUUAGAGGCCUCGGCAGGAUCUCUGAAAAAAGCCAUGGAGGUCCGAUGA